Molecule: messenger RNA, 939 nt
Organism: Frankliniella occidentalis (western flower thrips)
Lineage: Eukaryota; Metazoa; Arthropoda; Insecta; Thysanoptera; Thripidae
Product: putative nuclease HARBI1
Exons: 2
Coding region: 191-805 (204 amino acids)
Source: RefSeq, a predicted model, not a curated record
AAUGGUAUGAAAAGUCGAGCCAGGGCGGCGUACCGCAAAGUAGUUAAACCGAUCGUCCUCUCUGGCCUACCUAUUCCACCACUUGACGAAGUGAAGAUGACUAACGUGAACUACCGGAAAGUGUUAUAUUUGAUCGGAGUUCCUGAGGUACGUAAUAGUUGUGCCUGUUGUGUGUUCAUGUAGCACAACAAUGUUUCACCUAUCAAACAAAUUGUCAUCUCAAUUGCAGAUUGAUGAUAAUGGGGGAGAUGUGCCUGUAGUUUCUUUCAGCAACAGUGACUAUAUGUCGUGUUUGCAGAUUUGUGAUGCAGCUCUCAAUAUCAUAAAUGUUGAUGCUAGAUGGCGUGGGUCUGUGACUGACAACUUGAUUUGGCAGGCAUCACCUGCGCGACAAGUAGUGGAACAAGCUUACUGGAAUGAUAGGUGCUGGUUGCUGGGUGAUAAUGGUUAUUUCACCGCUCCAUGGCUCCAUGUACCAGUCAUAAAUGCACCACCUGGAACACCAGAAUUUAUUUACACCCAGGUUCACUGCCGUGCCAGAAAUGUUGUUGAGAGGUGUAUCGGUGUCCUUAAGAGUAGGUGGAGGUUGCUUUGUUCUGAUCGUUGUAUAAAUUACAAAGAUGCAGCAUAUGCAGGCCAAAUGAUAAAUGCCUGCUGCGUUUUGCACAACUUUUGUAAUGAGAACAGGGUUGAUCCACCCGCUCCUUUAAUAGAAAAUAAUGUUGAUCAUGGGGCUGAAGUAGAACCACCACCUGAAAUGCCCUUCGAUGUUUAUCGGCUAGGUCAGCAAGAACAGCAAUUUUAAAUAAAUUUUGCCAAUCAAAGACAUGCUCAUAACAAUAUUGUUAAUGCUUUGUAUGAAGUGUGUUGUGUAGAAAAUGGUUGCCCAAUUUGUGAAAACAUGUAAAUUUGAUUUUAUCCUGUUAAAUGUAACUCAUG